AUGAAUAAAGAAGAGCCGAUACAAGAUGAUGAUGCGCAGCUUGCUGCCAUGGGCCAUAGGCCUGAGUUGAAACGACAGUUCUCUACAUGGGCAAUGCUAGGACUGGCUUUUGCUGUACUCAAUUCAUGGACUGCUCUGUCCGCAAGCUUGUCAAUAAGUCUUACUUCUGGUGGUAGCACCAGUGUGAUAUGGGGUCUCGUCACUGCGGGGUUUUGCAAUUUGUGCAUCGCAACUUCCUUAGCGGAGUUUCUAUCCGCUUAUCCAACAGCUGGUGGACAAUACCAUUGGGUUGCAGUCAUUUCCUGGCCAAAAUGGGUCCCUAUUCUCUCCUGGAUCACAGGUUGGAUCAAUGUUGCCGGAUGGGUCGCCCUAGUAGCUACCAACUCGCUACUUUCGAGUCAAUUGAUCGUUGGUGUAAUCUCAGCUAUGCACCCGAGUUACGAGUCGACUCGCUGGCAACAGUUCCUCAUCUACGUUGGUCUGACUCUCGGUGCGUUUAUUAUUAACGCUUUUAUGAACUCGAUUUUGCCGACUAUUUACCGUGGCGCUUUUGCUUGGUCUAUUGGUGGCUUCGCUGUGGUAUCCAUUACAGUCUUGGCCUGCGCCGCGCCGGAUUAUAACACUGCCUACUUCGUUUUUUGCAAUUUUGUCAACAGUACAGGUUGGCCUGAUGGUGUUGCUUGGCUUCUUGGACUGCUGCAAGGAGGACUCGGCGUAACUGCAUUUGACGCGGUUGUUCAUAUGAUCGAAGAGGUACCGAAUCCAUCCAUCGAGGGUCCAAAGAUCAUGGUUACUUGUGUUGGAAUCGGUACCGUUACGGGAUGCAUCUUUUUGAUCGUGCUCCUAUUCGUGGCUGGAAACAUGGAACAAGUUGCUACUUCGGCAGCUGGACCUCUUUUACAGAUAUUGAUUGACGCAACUAAAAACAAGGCGGGGGCUAUUUGCCUUCUGAUGCUGCCCCUCGUCUGCUUAAUCCUUGCGAUCCUCAGUGUGAUGACUACCAGUAGCCGAAUGAUUUUUGCUUUUGCCCGGGAUGGGGGCCUUCCUGCCUCUAAGUUCUUUGCCAAAGUCCACCCUACGCUUCAGUUGCCUCUGAAUGCCCUCAUCUUAACCGUGGUCGUGGUGAUCUGCUUCGGAUGUAUUUUCCUCGGCUCUUCCAGUGCAUUCAACGCUAUCAUCUCCGCAUCUGUUGUCGCACUCGACUUGUCGUACGGUAUUCCCAUCCUCAUCAACUGCCUCCAGGGACGCAAUGCACUUCCUGAGAGAAAGUGGAAACUUCCCCGUGCCGUGGGUUGGUUCACCGAUAUUGUCUCAUUGUCGUAUAUCGGCCUCACCACUGUCUUGUUUGUUUUUCCUCCGUCGAGCACCGUUACCGGCAGCAGCAUGAAUUAUUGCAUUGCCGCUUUCGCUGUCAUCAUCAUUAUCUCCGUCUUCCAAUGGAUUGUUGAUGGGCGGAAAAACUAUACUGGUCCUCGUAUUGAUUUGGGCCCUGAAUAA
Penicillium verhagenii is the source of this 1497-nucleotide messenger RNA. RefSeq lists its product as uncharacterized. Gene Ontology annotation, biological process: transmembrane transport. Lineage: Eukaryota; Fungi; Ascomycota; Eurotiomycetes; Eurotiales; Aspergillaceae. Gene Ontology annotation, cellular component: membrane. The transcript is spliced from 20 exons. Bases 1 to 1497 code for a protein of 498 amino acids. The record is from RefSeq and is a predicted model, not a curated record. Gene Ontology annotation, molecular function: transmembrane transporter activity.